Molecule: messenger RNA, 2613 nt
Organism: Exophiala oligosperma
Lineage: Eukaryota; Fungi; Ascomycota; Eurotiomycetes; Chaetothyriales; Herpotrichiellaceae
Exons: 1
Coding region: 383-1462 (359 amino acids)
Molecular function (GO): hydrolase activity
Source: RefSeq, a predicted model, not a curated record
ACGGUCUUUCCAAACCUCCCCAAGGACGACGUGUACAUACUCCUUGCCCUGAAUCUCUUUUUUACAUAUAAUGUACCUAGGGAACCGUAUUUGUCCAAUCAACUAGCGAAGUAAAUAAACAUUCAACAAAGGAAAAUAAGAAAUACCCAUUCAAGGGUACAAGCGACUCAAGGCCAUAUGAGGAUGAACAUUCUACGAGUACGGAGUACUUCUAGCAACGACAUUGCACCGAACCCCGAAAUAUUACAGGAAUAAAUAUGGGCAACACGAGCAGUUGUCGAGACCGACGGAAAACAUUUGGUCUCUUGAUCUACGACGUCCUUUCCUCUCACAGACGGAAGGGCUCUUGCGUCUCAAUCUCGUAGUCCCAAGUAACGCAAGGAUGACUUCUCAGAAGGCUGCCGCCAAUGACUUUCCAAAGAUCGAUUCUCACAUCCACCUGUAUGCUGCAUCACAUAUCCCAUCUUUGCGUUGGACGGGUGGCCUGGAUGAACAGCACGUUCUCAACCGGCAGUGUUCAGUCGAAGAGUACAAAUUAGCCACACAGCAUGACAAUACUGUGCAGGGAUUUGUUUUUCUAGAAACAGAUCGUAAAUCUGAUCUGGGGCAGGAUCACUGGCAGAACGCGUUAGAUGAGGUCGAUUUCCUGGUGAGAGUUGCAAAAGGUACUCCUCGAGACGGAGAGGGUCAUCAAUCUGUCGAUGCUAAGCUCGUCCUGGCUAUCAUUCCAUGGGCUCCAGUUGCAGCUGGCGAGAGAUUACUAGCUACCUAUGUCGACCGAGUGCGCCAGCAAUGUGGAGAGGAAUUUGACCUGGUCAAAGGCUUUCGGUACCUACUUCAAGACAAACCAUCCGGUACAAUGCUACAACAUCACCUCAUUGAAGGCUUACAGUGGUUGGGCAAGAAUGACUUUACAUUUGACCUCGGGGUUGAUGCCAGGUCUGGUGGACUUCACCAAUUGGAAGAGGCAUGUGAAAUGAUGGAUAGAGUCUACGAAGAAGAUAGCGGACUCAAAAUCAUCAUCAAUCACUUCUGCAAACCAAAUCUGAGGCUGUCACCUGAUGAAGCUUUUGCCGGACACAGUGAAUUCAUCAAAUGGAAACAGUGCAUCGAAAGAAUGGCCAGACACAGAUCAGCUUACAUGAAGUUAUCCGGGUUUUUUUCUGAGCUGCCUCCGCAGACUUCAGACAUGCCCUCAAAUAUCUCCAUCAUCGCGGAGCAUAUGAAGCCAUGGGUCGACGUCGUCUUCGCAGCAUUCACCCCCCGCAGAAUCAUGUUCGGAUCAGAUUGGCCAGUGUGCAACGUUGGUGGUCCCAGUAUCAAGUCCUCCUGGCCACACUGGCGAGCUGUUGUCGAGGCUAUACUAGAAUCCGAAGGUCUAGAUGUUGAAGAAAAGGCGAUGAUUUGGUCAGGCACAGCUACAGAAGCCUACGGCAUUCGGCCCACUUUGUCAGGACUUUAGUCCACAUGAAUAACUGGCUUUUCAUUACGCGCUACUGAAAGUUCACAAACGCCCCUCCAUCGACCAAGAUUGCUGCUCCUGUGACAUAGGAUGACAACUCACCGCAUGCUAAGAACAAGGCCGGCCCUGCCAUGUCAUCAGGCCUUCCCAGCCGUCCGAGGGGUAUGCGACCCUCCAUAUAUCUUUUCUUCUCACUUCCCUCUGCCAGAUCUUCAUCAUUGAGCUGAGUGCGAAUGGUGCCAGGCAGGAGGGCAUUGCAUCUGAUGUUGUAUUUACCUAGCGCUGUGGCGGUGGACUGCAUGAGGGACAAUAUCCCGGCCUUUGUCGGCGUGUAAUGACACUGUUGAGCGCCACCCACAAGAGCCGAAAUGCUUGAAAUGCCAAUAAUCGAACCUCCUUGGGGCUCCUGCUUCGCCAUCUGUUGUGCCGCUGCUUGUACAACAUAGAAGGCUCCUGAUAGGUUGGUGUUGAGAUGCCUCUGCCAGGAGUCAGGUGAGAUUUCGAGGAACUCCUCAAACUUGCAGAUACCCGCAUUCGAGACCAGUGUGUCGAGUCUGUUGAACUUUGCAACCGUCUGUGCAACGAGAUCUUUGCCUGCCUCGGGUUGGGAGAUAUCGCCGGCAAUAGCAAGAAUUGGUACAUCUUGGAGGUCUUGUGGAGAGGAAGAAUGAGAACGAUUCCUGAUGGCAUCGAAGGCUUCGGUCCGGAGAGACGAGAGGAGUAUUUCUUCAUCCUUGUUGUGAGAUGGGAGGUAGUUUAUGACAACUUUAGCACCAUGUGAAAGGAAAAGGAUAGCAAUUGCUCUUCCGAUUCCUGUCAGACCGCCCGUCACGGCACAGACAUGUCCCUGAAGAAGAGGUGGCAGCGCCAUGGCUUUCUCUCUUCAAGGAUGGCUUGCCAAUAGAUUAUGUUAGGAUGAGUUCAGAGGUCUUUCUUGAAAGAUUCUUAAGAGGCCAGCGGAAAUGGACAGGAUGUUUAGGUAUACAAAUAUAUCGACACACGAGAUGUUUCUCGUCGCCUAUGAUGAAUUCUACAGAACGCUGUUGUUCGUGCGAGCUUUGGUUCUGGUAUUUGACGCUUCACUUCGGUGCAACAGCCACCGAGAGGGAAAAUCGCGAUGGAUUCGUCUUACAUGGCAUGAUUUGUCAGGA